AUGGCGCGCGCGGGCAAGCUGGAGGAGGCCGAGAAGCUGCUGAAAAAGGCCAACAAGCUGUGGCAGCCCUCCAUCCUGGACAUGCGGCUCAAGCCAGACUGGGAGGGUGCGGCGCCGCUGUUUGAGAAGGCGGCCCUUGCGUUCAAGCAAUCCGGGGAGCUGGAGAAGAGCCGCGCCGCGUACGAGCGCGCCGCGAUGAGCCAGGACAAGAUCGGCAGCACGUGGCACGCGGCCAAGCACCUGGAGAGCGCCAGCCAAAUCAGCCGUGACCUGGGAGAGUGGGGCAGCGUGGCGGACUUUGCGCGGCAGGCGGCGGGGUACUUUGCGCAGGCGGGGCGGCCGACGGCGGGCGCGGACGCGCUGGCCCGCGGCGCGAAGCAGCUGGAGGAGGCGAGCCCCUCGGACGCGCACGCGCUGUACAAGGAGGCGCUCGACAUGUACGAGGUUGACGGCAAGGAGGGGCAGGCCGGCGACGUGUUCCGCCAGGCCGUCGCGUGCCUGGUGCGCAAUGGCAAGUACGGCGACGCGGCUGGCCUUCUCAUGCGGUUUGGAGAGGCCUGCGACUCGGUGGGCGCGCGCAGCAGCCAGUGCAAAGCAUACCUUGGGGCCGUGGUUGCGUGGCUCUACGCACAGGACGCGCGGGAGGCGUGGCAGGUGUUCCAGGAUGCGAUGGGCGUGGACGCCUUCAGCAGCAGCGACGAGGCGUUCGCGGCGGACGCCCUGUUUUUAUCAUAUGCGGACGGCAACGCCGAGAAGGUCAAGGCGCUGGUGCAGAGCAAGGCGGCCUUCCGGCAGCUGGAUGCGGCGGUGGGGCGGCUUGCAGUGAAGCUUCCCAUUGGAGACCUCGCACCCCAAGCAGCCGCGAUCAAGGAUCUCAUGGGGGGCGGUGCAGGGGAGGAGCAGGAGGGCAGCGAAGACGAGCUCAUGUGA
This is a messenger RNA of Monoraphidium neglectum, 930 nucleotides long. RefSeq names its product Gamma-soluble NSF attachment protein. Gene Ontology annotation, molecular function: soluble NSF attachment protein activity; syntaxin binding. The transcript has 8 exons. Bases 1 to 930 code for a protein of 309 amino acids. The record is from RefSeq and is a predicted model, not a curated record. Gene Ontology annotation, cellular component: SNARE complex; vacuolar membrane. Gene Ontology annotation, biological process: intracellular protein transport. NCBI's taxonomy places the organism in Eukaryota, Viridiplantae, Chlorophyta, Chlorophyceae, Sphaeropleales, Selenastraceae.